This is a messenger RNA of Candida albicans SC5314, 858 nucleotides long. RefSeq names its product putative 3'-5' exonuclease. Gene Ontology annotation, molecular function: nucleic acid binding; 3'-5' exonuclease activity. Gene Ontology annotation, cellular component: nucleus. The transcript has a single exon. NCBI's taxonomy places the organism in Eukaryota, Fungi, Ascomycota, Pichiomycetes, Serinales, Debaryomycetaceae. Bases 1 to 858 code for a protein of 285 amino acids. Gene Ontology annotation, biological process: rRNA processing; ribosomal large subunit assembly. The record is from RefSeq and is a predicted model, not a curated record.
AUGGCAAAAUUAUCUCAAAAUUGGAAGAAAUUAAGUUCUAAAAUACAGGAUAAACCUAAGAAUGGUUCAGUGAAAAAACCUACUUUAAAAGGCAAGAUCUCCAAGAAAGUUAAAGCUUCAAUAUCGGAAAAAUUAUCAACCACCAACAAUACCACCACGACUACUACAACCACCACAUCCACCACCGAUGUUGUUCCUAUAGCAUCCUCAACCAAACCUACUGCGACACCACUAGAAUAUACUCUCUGGACACAAAAUCACACCAUAAAUGUAUCACAUAUACCGAAAACCCCUAAGCCAUUACCGUUAUCUAGGAAUGAUAGUAGGAAAUUAGAUCCAGGUAAAUAUGUAGCCAUAGAUUGUGAAUUUGUGGGAAUAGGUAAAGAUGGAGAAGAAUCGGCAUUAGCAAGAAUAUCAAUUAUAAAUUAUUAUGGAGUUGUACUAUUAGAUACUUACGUUCGACCACAAGAAAGAGUAACUGAUUGGAGAACUUGGGUUAGUGGUAUUCAAAGUUAUCAUAUGCAAGAUGCUAUAGAUUUUAAAACUGCUCAAUUGAAAACUAUGGAAUUAAUUAAUAAUAAAAUAUUAGUGGGUCAUGCAGUGAAUAAUGAUUUGGAUAUAUUAUUUUUAUCUCAUCCUAAAUCAAUGAUUAGAGAUACUUGUAAAUUCCCAAAAUUUAGAGAAAUUGCUGGUGGGAAAUCACCAAGUUUGAAAAAAUUGAUUAAACAUUUUAUUCAAGUUGAUAUACAAAUUGGUCAACAUUCUUCUGUUGAAGAUGCUAGAGCAACAAUGUUACUUUUCAGAUUAUUUAAAAGGGAAAUCGAACAAUCCAUGCGUAAUAGAAAUAAACGACAAUGA